Messenger RNA from Gavialis gangeticus (Gharial), 1805 nucleotides. RefSeq names its product leucine rich repeat containing 58 (gene LRRC58). Lineage: Eukaryota; Metazoa; Chordata; Crocodylia; Gavialidae. Gene Ontology annotation, molecular function: protein binding. The record is from RefSeq and is a predicted model, not a curated record. The annotation marks the transcript as partial. The transcript has 4 exons.
CUCGGCCUGCGCGGCCUGCAGCGCCUCAGCCUGGGCGGCAACCGUCUACACAGCAUCCCGCCAGACAUCCAGGGCCUGCAGAGCUUAGAGUUUUUAUACCUUGGAGGAAAUUUCAUUACUUCAAUCCCACCUGAGUUAGCAAACCUGCCUUCACUAAGCUACCUGGUACUGUGUGACAACAAGAUCCAAAGUAUCCCGCCACAGCUGGCUCAGUUGCAUUCCCUACGUUCCCUUAGCCUCCACAACAACCUGUUGACAUACCUCCCCCGGGAGAUCCUCAACCUGGUUCACCUGGAAGAGCUGAGUUUGCGUGGGAACCCUUUGGUGGUUCGGUUUGUCCGUGACCUGACCUACAAUCCCCCAAGUCUCCAGGAACUGGCUGGGCGAACCAUUAAAGCCCGCAACGUUCCCUAUGGUCCCAGUGAUCUCCCUGAGAAUCUUCUCAAAUAUCUGAACCUGGCCAGCAACUGUCCCAAUCCCAAAUGUGGGGGUGUCUACUUUGACAGCUGUGUCCGACAAAUCAAGUUUGUUGACUUCUGUGGGAAGUACCGCCUCCCACUGAUGCACUACCUGUGCUCUCCAGAAUGCUCCUCACCCUGCAGCUCUGCCUCGCAGAGCUCCACUUCUCAGAGCGAGUCUGAUUCAGAGGACGAAGCCAUUGUUGCUGCACACAGGAUGCAGAAAGUUCUUCUUGGAUAAAAGGGAUUGAGGGAGAAAAGGCUGGAAAAGAAACAUGUUAGAAAAGCAAUAAUGGAACUGCAAAGUCUGAGGGUCUUGCCUGAGGAGCUUAUAGAAACUGCCGUCAAGUCACAUGGGGGCAGAACAUCAUCUAAGCAAAUGUAGGAUUGCUUGGUGCAGUGCUACUUAGAAGAACUAACUCAAUGAUGCACCUACAUGUAGGAGUGUUCCAGAGCUAGUGGUUGGUACAAAGUCCACCACAAAGGUCUGCUUUCUGAGAGGUCUGCCUGAAAAUGGGAGAUGGGACCUGCUCUGGUUAGGAGGGUGGUUUAAAUGGGUUCUAAAGCACGACACUUCACUGAACUGCUAAGCACCUUAUGAAGCAAAGGAGACUGCCCCAGGACAUAACACUGCAGUCAAUCAGAAAUGGUGUAACACCUAUAUUGUGCAUGCCUGUGGACUCAAGGCUGUGUUUGUCAGCAGAGGUUUUGUUUCUUUGUAUCACACUUUAGCACCCUGCUGUCUCCUUGAUUUCCAGUUACAUAUUCAUACAGCUCCCAAAGUAAGAAUUCUUUUUAUGGGGUGUGGAUUUUCUAAUCUCUGGUUACUCUUCCUUUGCUUCAGACUUGGGAUCUCCGUCCUGUUGUGAAUAUUACAGCCUUAGAACUGAGCCUUAUUUGGUAUUUAUCUGCCUUUUUAUACUGAGCUGCUGUUUGCCUUCUCUUUAAGUCCAUCCUGAUUCUCUAAUUGCAGCUGGUGCAUCUUGCCUCAAAAUAUAGACAAGUUGUCUCACUGAGACUUGAUGUCAGUUCAGUUCUACAGCCAUGUGCCCCCAAGCAAAGGACCAAAUGUUUUGCCCAGCAAUGUGCUUUGAACUCUGAUUCUAGUGGAGCAAGUCUGCUCUUAAACCUCUGCAACUUGUAUGGGCAACUCUUGAUUAAUCUUUCUGUUUAAUCAAGACCUGGAUGGCUAAGAUGGUGCCUGUUGGUGACAGCAGUCCCUCAAUACAAGGGUGCCAGUCUUCCAGUAGAUAGGAAAGUGGUUUUACUGUUAAGUAAGAGCUAUUUGUUGCAUGGCUUUUUGUAAACUUUAUUUUUCCUCCCAAAGGUGUACUGCUUCCUUAAAUU